UUUUAAACAAAGAUAUCAGGUUGUACUCUAGCUCAACUAUAAAAGGAGGUACAAAACGCCGACAGGAUACAGAUGACCACCCUAAGCGUUACAGCUGAAGGAAAAUGACGGUAUGCUGCGACUCCAGUCCAAUGAGCGGCAAACGUGGAAACACUCCCUCUUCAUCUCCGAGCGGCACUGACGUGAGCGUCAAUCGGAGAAAAGUUUCGUGCAAGAGAUUCAGGUCGACCAAGGGGGCGUCGAAGGCCCGGAGGGACCACAUCAACGCCGAAAUCAGGAGCAUGCGCCGCCUGCUGCCCAUUUCCCCGGAGGACCAGGAGCGCCUCUCCUACCUGCACUCCAUGUCGGCCAUCUGCACCUACGUCAGGAAGUCCCUCUUCUUCCAAGAGCUUAGGCCCAAGGAAGAAGAGAGUUCCUGUAUCCUGUAUGAAGAGUUCCUGCAGGCCCUGCCCGGCUUCAUCGUGGCCAUGACCAGAGAGGGAAAGCUCAUAUACGUGUCUGAGAAUGUGACGGAGUACCUGGGCUUCUCAAUGGUGGAUCUACUUCAAGGGGACAGUUUCUAUUCCAUGGUGGAGAGGAAGGAGUUGAACAUAGUGAAAUCGCACCUGGAAGAUCACUGCACUGAUGUCAUGGAAAAAGCCUUUGUUUGUCGGAUGCACACCUCCAAGUCGCUUCGGGUCCGACAAGGCGGGAGCUGCACUAUGCUGGUCAGGGGCCGCUUCCAGUCCGUCCCACAAUCCUCUGCGGCGUGCCCCGACCUCGACCGAGCCUUCGUCGCGCUCUGCACCCCGACCGUGAAUAGGCUGAAAGACGACGACCUCCACAAGCUCCCGCAAAGUUUCCGGACCGUCCACCGGCCCGACAUGACUUUUAUGCACGCGUGUGAGAGUGUGCCAUUUUAUCUUGGCUACUCAUCGGAGGACAUCAUUGGACGAUCCUGGUACAACCUCCUGCACCCAGAGGACCUAGUUUUAGGUGUAGAGGCGCACAAGAUUUUGCUGCAGUUAAAUGAUGGUACACCAGUAGAGAUGAUCCUGAGGCUACAGUGCACAGAUUGGUCUUGGAAACGGCUGUACGUUCGAGCUGCAAAGGAUACUGGGAAACAGACUGUGACCUGCACCAAUCAUAUCAUCAGUGAAACAGAGGCGGAGUUUCUGGUGCAGAAAAUCUACACCGACAUCCACGGACCUUCGAGAUGCACCCAUCUUCGGAAAUCCUCCCAGAGACCUGCACUGCCUCACAUCUGCCUGUGUCAGAAUAAUGGUGCCGUCACGGGGCUGAAGAGACAGAGAUUACCCAGCAGUCCGAGUGAACAGCCCCCCAAAAAAACCAGCAGGUUCAUGGACCCUGAGGUAUCCGGCACAGUUCCAACCAACCAGGCCUGUGAAGAGGGCAGUUCCCUGGCAGACCACUGGGGGGCGAUGUCCCCAACCUCCUCACAUAGCCCUGCUCCCUCCCAUUCGCCCACCAUUCAAGAAGAGGAAGCAGAAUCAGACUUCCUGCUCGAAAUCUAUGACCCCGAGGAGCUGCUGUCGCUCCAGGAGGGACUUCCUUCCUACCUCUCCUUCCAGGACUCCCGCUGUGGGCCGUCUGGCCCCCUCUCCGCCUCCGAAUCUCUCCAGCCUAUCGUAGGCCACGGCUUCCCCCUGAGCGACAUCAACGAGGCGUCGACCCGGUCUCCAGAGCCCUGCCCCUCCCCCUCCCUUUCAUACGAUUUCCCAAGCUGCCCUGCGGACGCGCGAUUGGUCCCCGACUGCCUGCCGACGCCCGUCGCCUACGAGGGGCUGUCGGACUGCACCUUCCACCCGGAAGCCCUUGUCCAGCCCACAAACGACUCAGCGAGCGCCGGCUCUUUCUUCGCCCCCCUGCCCGACCCUGCCCCGCCGGUGACCUCUGACCUCUCCCCCUCCCCCACCUCAGGCGUCAGCAGCGGUAGCGUGUUCCCGUACAGCCAGGAGGAGCAGGAGGAGAUCAGCAUCCUCGCUUGGCAGAUCUCCUCAAUGGCCAGCAGCUUCGACACGUACCGCUUCGCGGACCACGAGGCCCGAACCCUGGGGAACGGGUACGAGAGGGCCUCCCCUGACCGCAGCGGCUGCGGCAGCGUCUCCGACCCACCCGCCCAGGUGACCAGCGCCGCAGGCCGAAUGUUCAGCUGGUCCCAGCCGACACCGCGCCCAGUCAAACCAGAGCUGGUCCUGGACGAGGGCGUCAUCGACUGCAUCCUGAAGGAUCUGGGCAGGGUUCCUGGGGUAGACUCGCUGUCCUGCUCCGGACCCGUCUCCAGUUCUGGCCCGGUGGCCACCAUUGGGCCCAGGAGUGGCCAGCAGGCCCUAGGUGCCGCCGCUACGAUUCACUCAGACGUACUAUCCUUCGCUGCCCUAGUGGAGGACCUAUCCCAUGAGCAGCCACUAGGCGGUGCCACUGCACUGGACACACACAUCCUGACAACAGGACCCCAAGAGAACAUCGAGUUGAAUCAACUCAACCACUUCAUACACAGGGACCACCAGCAAGGUAAAUUUACUGUCAGGUAUACUCAGGUGUGACUCCAUGAGGCACAUGGUGUGCAGACACAUGUACACACACACAAACACGUGCACACACACGUGCACGUGCGCACACACACACACACGCGCACAAUAAAGGUUUCAGAGCCUGACAUGAAGUUUCUCCUAUCUUUCCUGAUGGACGUAUGGCAGAAUCCUUGUAAUGAAAUGAGUCUGUGACUUACUGUAUUUUAAUCUCUGUAUGGCAUAUUGUCAUAACAACCUGGGGCUUGUUUGCUGGAUAAAAAGAAAAACAGAUCAAGGACACUGCGUAUAAAGCACAAAAGACUACUCGAGAAGGCACUGCUUUCUCACAAGGGCAAGAAGAUAAAUUAGGAAUGUUGACUGGUUUGUUUUCCAGUUUUAAUUGUGGUUUAUCAAACUUAAUGUUUGGUUAAACCAAACAUGUUGGGGUAGCUGAAUUUAUAGAAGCAUUUAGAUCUUAAUAUUUUCAUAUAAUUAUAUUCUUGUUCACUGUACUGUAUUUUUGCUAUUGUUGUACUACUGUGUGCUUCUCUACAAGCAAAUUAGUACUUACACUGCAAGCUUUAGGUGUCAUUGUAAAAUAAGGGGUUGAACCACUGCCAAGAAAUGGCACAGAGCUCUCAAUGUGUGUGGCUUCACUGAAUAUUGAAAAGGUCACCAAUCAAGGGGUUUGAAUCUAAGACAGCAUUCUCUAAACGUUGUGUUCUCGGUACCAUCAUGACUACAAGACCGGAAAUGUCUGACAAUUUACCGUUAGAUAUGAAUUGCGGCAACCGUUACAACUUUACUACCUCUGAAAUUUCUUGUUCAGUCUUUGGAACUGAGAGGUGCUGUUUUCCUAAAUUUAGAGUGAGAGAAUUGUUUAUUUAUUAGGACAAAGUCAUAUAACUGGAAAUAUUGAAACACUGGGAUUUAUGUGCCUUCCUGAAAAUAUUAUUCGAAUAUACGUAAUUCGCCUUGUACUAGAUGUCAAUGUAACAAUCCAAAUACCCUGUUUUGAAAUGCACAGAUAAUGUGUUGUAUACAGAUAGUUUUUUUUCCUCUGGGAAUUGACCAAUCAUAUUUGGCAGAUGAGAUGAGCCUAAAAAAGAGCACUAAACGGAAAAUGAAACAAUGUUAAUUUGUCGAGCUCAAUAAAACACGUUUAUUCGCACAUUGACGGUUGCAUCUAAAUGAGACUGCCAGGCGAACGCAAGCACCCACCGUUUGGCAUGAAGGCAAUUGUGCUGGUUGCUCAGAUACAGACUAUAGGUAUAUUACAACUAUGUUAAUAAAUGUGGAUGGAAAAUGUAUUAAUCUUAAUCUGUUUGCCCUAAGGCUGUGAUGCUAGUUCUGUACCAUAAAAUAAUAUUUUGGUCUUCAUUACUCAAUGCAUUUUGAAAGUGAAUGUCUUGCUUGGUUAAAUGUAAUAUGCAUAAAAUAUGGAGUCGUUUUCUUUUUCUUUUUAUAUUUUUCUACUGCAAAAGUAGGCUUAAUAAACCUUUAUGCGGAAUAAAUAAAAGCCCUUUGCCCUUGUU
Messenger RNA from Anguilla anguilla (European eel), 4048 nucleotides. Its product is annotated as neuronal PAS domain-containing protein 4-like. Gene Ontology annotation, biological process: regulation of transcription by RNA polymerase II. The record is from RefSeq and is a predicted model, not a curated record. NCBI's taxonomy places the organism in Eukaryota, Metazoa, Chordata, Actinopteri, Anguilliformes, Anguillidae. The coding region runs from base 105 to 2546 and encodes 813 amino acids. The transcript has 9 exons. Gene Ontology annotation, molecular function: RNA polymerase II transcription regulatory region sequence-specific DNA binding; protein dimerization activity; DNA-binding transcription factor activity, RNA polymerase II-specific.